This is a messenger RNA of Komagataella phaffii GS115, 7671 nucleotides long. RefSeq names its product Component of the small-subunit (SSU) processome. NCBI's taxonomy places the organism in Eukaryota, Fungi, Ascomycota, Pichiomycetes, Pichiales, Pichiaceae. The record is from RefSeq and is a predicted model, not a curated record. The coding region runs from base 1 to 7671 and encodes 2556 amino acids. Gene Ontology annotation, cellular component: nucleolus; small-subunit processome; 90S preribosome. The transcript has a single exon.
AUGGCAAAGAAGAAAAAUACCAAUGAAUCGUCUAGGAGAUAUCAGUUCAGGUCCUUUAGGGAUCAUAUAGAAUCUAUAAAGAUAGAACCCACCCUAAAGCUUUCGAAGAGGUCCUUUGAUUAUGCUGAUGUUUCCCAUUUCCUAUCUGCCCUGAAUCACUGGAGAGAAUUGAAUGCAACUAGCUCCUUUAUCGAUCUCGUUGACGAGGUUACACCAAUUAGUCAGACUCUUCCGCAGUUAUUAUAUCAUAAAGACGCAAUUUUCAAUGCUUUAGAAAGAUCUCUUCAAACCAACCAGGCGUUAGGAUUACGGCCAGUUCUUGAGAUGACUGCUCAACUAUGUCACGACCUAAGCGAAGACUUCCUAGAGUAUUAUGAGAGAAUAAUGAAAGUUCUUAGAGAUUUGUCUGUAAAACAAACUGAUGCAGCUUGCUUAGAGUGGAUUUUCGACUGUAUUGCAUUUAUUUUCAAGUAUCUAGUCAAAUACCUCUCGCAGAAUUUGAUUCCAACGUUCAGGUAUUUGACGCCUUUGUUGGAGAAUGACACAAAAAGAUACAACGUCGUAUUUUCUUCUCAGGCUUUGUCUUUUUUGAUUAAAAAAGCUGCCCCCAAUGCUUUAAAGGACUUGAUAAAGUUUUCGUUUGAGGAGCCGAAAAAGAUGAAGACUUUCCACAAAACUUAUUUUGAGGCUUUGGUAAUUAUGUACUCUGAGUCCAUGAAAGGAGUUUCAGGUUCCUUGCACAGCAAAUCUGACCAGAUUCUUGCCGCUCUAGUUUCUUAUGUUGUCACUGAACCUGAACACGACAUGGCCACUACUGUGUUAUGUGAUACGUUAUCCAAUGUUUUACGUCAUACAAACACUAGAGAGCAAGCGAGAGGACUGAAUGAACUUAUAUUGGUUCAAUUGAAUGAGGUACUAGAUAAGAACGAGCCCCUUGAAUCAUAUGUCUAUUGUUCUUUCGUGAGGAUAUUAACCGUUUUGGUAUAUACGGACAACGGCUCUAAGAUAAGUAACUGGACAAAAAUCCUCCAGACUGCAGAAAGAGUAAUAGAAUUUUCUUCAAACAAUGAAGAGAAGAGGUUUUGUCAACUCUCUUUGAAUUUAUAUGCGGUUUUACUGAGGAACUGCGAGAUGUCAGAUAUGGCUAAAUAUUACCGCCAGUUAUUCAGCAGAGCCCUUUCCUUCAAAUGCAGUUUAUUUCUCCCUUUCAUUGAGCUGUGUUUGAGUUUAAAUGUUCAGAAGACUGUAGCUUUGUCGAACGCAUACCUGCAGCAGUUCAUGACAGAAAACUGGCGAACCUCAACCAAAGAGAUAACAUACUUUAUUCAUAAGAUCUCUGAGAUGAAUUUACUCUCUAUGGCAGCAGACAAUCAUGGGUUCCUGAAUAGUCGUUUUUCCAUUACUUUUUCUCCCGAGUUGCCUCAUCAUCUAGUUGCUCAACUAUGUUUAGAUGACGAGUCUGACGAGGCGAUCUACGAGAAUCUCUGGAGACUCAGGUUACUGAAUUUAACAGGUUCAAAAAUUGAUCCCAAACUUGUCCACAUUGUAAGGAAGGUUUUUGAUGCAAGUUUUAGAUCCAAUUCAACUUUGUCUAAAGAGAUAAUUGGGCUCACUUUAAAGACAUUAUCGAGAGUAGACCUUGAUUCAGAAACUAUGGGUCAUGUUGUGAAGAAAUUACUCGGAUGUGCAGAUUCUCAUAAAACUAACGUCCACUAUCUAGAAGGUGCUACCGAAUUUUUGAGUGGCUUAAGAAAUGAGGUACCUUUGGAAAUGUUGAAUGAUAACCAGUUAUCUCUCAUUCAGUCCUUUUGCACCAACUGCUCACUGCCUUAUCACGAGGUUCGUAAGAGUACUUUAAAGUUGAUCAUAGUUAUUCUUCUCAAAAUAAAUGACACUGAACAGACAGUGUCAUUAUUGCGCAAAUGCUUGUUGAUAGAAGAUAUUCCCCUCUCUUUUGAGUCUAGUCGAGACAUCCAGUUGAGACUCAGGAAUUUAGCCUCAGAUUAUUCUUCAUCACCCCCUAAUUACCUAAGUGAUAUUGUCGUGCUGAGAUUCUUUUUUGGCCAACUGGCAAACAAAUUUUCGCCCUCCUGGAAAGUUAUUUGGGAAGUAUUCCCCAAAAUAGCUGCAAAAAAUUGCAAGUAUGUCUGGGAACUUGCCUAUUACUUUUUGAAAGAUCCUCAAAAUCAUACUGCUGAAGUAGAGGCGGAUGAUAGUUUUGAUUUUUUAGGGCGACAAGAGGAAGCUUUUAGCCAUCACAGUACAAAUCCUUGGUCGACCAUUUCCGAUACAAGAUUUGCCAAAUUUUCAAAUGCUUCAGCUCAAUUCUUUUCAUCUUACGAAAACAUUUCAUUUUCAUUACUCAAUACUCUGGUCUAUACUCCGGAUGAUUUCAAUGGUAUCUUUUCAAUGAGAAGUCAAGUUUUAAAAACUUUGAUUACUUUUCCAAGUCUUCCUCAAGAACACAGUAUAGAUCUUGUGCCUUUUCUUCUUAACAAGUUUGAAGAAGAUUGUGAAUUAAAAAUGGGAAAGUACCAGGUAUUCUCUGCCGCUGAUAAGGCGUUGCUUUUAGAUCUUUUUACAGAGUUUCCGGAAUUGAAAAGCAUUGAGUACAGUGAUCGGAUCUAUCAUUAUGCUCUCAACUUAUUGACCAGUAGAGACGACAGACGCCAAAGAUUGGCUCUGAAAUGUAUAUUUGCAUUCAAAAACAAACACAUUGAAAAGUACAGGGAUAAUUUGGAAAACUUGAUUGAUGACACUUCAUUCAAAGAUGAGAUUUUCAGGUUAGUGAGCAAGAAUCAAGACAGUAACCUGCUUGAAGAAGAAGAUAUUGAUUAUGUUAUACCCCUGGUAUUAAGAAUUUUGUAUGGUAAACUUCAAACAGCUAAAGGGAGUGACUCGAAAGAAGGAAAAAAAAAUGCUGUUCUCUCUAUUUUGCCCAAUCUGCAAAAACGUCACAUUAUAUAUUUUCUUUCGUUGGGACAUGAAAACAUUGAUAGUGAAUCGUUUUUCCGUGACCAAAAAGUCAACACCCAUACCGUUUCAGAGAAAUCUUUGAAACAACAAGUUGGAUUUGUUAACAUGUUGCAAGCAGUAGCGUCUACUUUGGGAGAACCUUAUACGGAAGCGUUGGGUUACUCAGUUAAACCUCUAGUCUAUUCUUUAUCAUUGGCACAGACUCUUGUCCAGACUAAGAAAGAUGAUGUUAAAGAUGAAUCCGAAGUUCAAAUAGAAAAGUUGGCGAAGACCCUGAGACAGUCGGCCAUGAACUGUUUGAGAAAAUUUUUUCUUGUUCUUGACCCUCAAGUUUUCUCAUGGGAUGAGUAUUUUCCACUAAUAUUCAAAUUUAUUUUGAAGGAGCGGUUGCUUAAAAUUUUACCGGAAAAUUCAAGACAAGCAUCUUCUAUUUUAAAGAUUUUAUGCUUGUGGUCAGGAGAUAAUUAUUAUCAUUACUUAUUUACCGAAGACUUUCUUCCUCUCAGAGCUGUUCUAUCUUUAUUGGAUACAGAGUAUUUCAACUGCCAAGUUUUGAAGAUGGUGCUCAAUUUUGUCAAAACAAUGAUCAGCAGGGUUGUCCCAGAUGACGUUUACAUUGAAGCUAUCUCUCUGAUUGUGGAAGCUGUUUUGAAGGUAUUGGCUCCACUCUUAGAAAAGAUAGAAGAGCCUCCAAUACUAACUCUUGGGAUCGAUGUACUUUUGAUCCUGGUAGAGAAUGAUUACGUCAAUGACCUUCAAAUCAAAACUCAGUUGAUAGAAGCUGUUACUGCAGUACUUAAUAAGCAAAAACUACAAAUAGAUCAGCUUGACAGAAUUCGAGUUUAUCAGACUUUGGCUUCUUUGGUGGCUAAUAUUGCUUCAACUAUCGAGGAAAUUAAUCCUUUAUAUCAAGUCAUUUCCAAGGCCUAUGAAAUCGAAACUCAAAACGACAUUAGACUGAUGAUUGGGAGUGUUUUUAUGAAACUUCAAGGAGAGUAUGAAGAGCUUUAUCCGGUUGGUGAUUUGGUAAACUCUUUGAAUGCACAUGGACCUAAUUCAGAUAAGGACAUUGAUUACCCAACGAGGCUAAGAGCCUUCAGAAGAAUAAACGAAGACUUGUUUCUGAGUUUGACACAACUGCAGUGGCUCCCAAUCCUUUACAAUUCUCUUUAUUUCAUCGAUCAUGCCGAAGAGUUAUCGUUGAGAUCAAAUUCCUCCUUUACCCUGAGAAGAUUUAUUGAGUGUUACUCGUUGAAGGAAACCAUCGAAGCUGCCCAACCUCUAAUACAGAUUCUAAAGGCUGUAGUGCUACCGCAUUUGAAAGAAGGACUUUUGAAUGAAAAUAUACUAGUUCGAACUGAAUAUAUUGGAGUGUUGAGAAGCAUCGUUAGUGUAUCGCAUCACUUUGAUGAGUUGAAUGAUUUGAAGGUACUGAUCGCCCAAACUGAAGAGAGCUCGGUGUUCAACUCUGUGCAAUUUGCGGAGCUACACGAAAGUGACGAGGACAAAGUUGACUUUUUCAGUGACAUUGUUAACAUUCAAACGUAUUGUCGUUUUUCGGCCCUGGAAAAGCUUAGAAAACAUCGUCAAGAUUUGUAUGUUGAUAACCUUUAUGAAUAUAUCCUUCCAGUCAUUGAAACAGUAUGUUUUUCCAAGGAUGAGAAGCACGAGCAAUUGGCCAUUGAGGCAAUUGAUACUAUGGGAUAUCUGUCAGUUGUGCUAAAAUGGAGUCAGUUUAAACUACUAAUAAGAAAGCAUCUUGCUCGCUUGAAGCGGGAAGUUACAGUUGAUGGUUUAAGAAACAAUAUAAAUAUAGUUGUUGCUCUUUCCAAGAGCAUGUUUCAAUCUGUUGAAAACUAUAAAAAAGGUGACAAUUUACUGACCUUCAAAGAAUACCCUACAGAUGCAGAAUUAGAAUUCUUUGUCAAGAGGACCUUACUUCCCUCCAUGAUAAGUCGUCUAGGUGUUUCUUCUAUACAAGAAGAUGAGGAACAGAACACGGCAUCUAUCCGGGUUCCUUUGUCACUUGGAAUGGUUUCGGCAGUGAUGUGUUUGGAUGAGCAAUCAAUGAUUGCUGAACUUCCUGGAGUUUUGACAGGGAUUUGUCAACAACUGCGGUGCAAGAUCGAGUCGGUCCGUGAUGCUGUUAGAGAAUAUCUUGGCCGUAUUGCUGUGCUUCUAGGCGCGUCACACUUUAAGUUUAUUAUUAAGGAACUUAAGGGUGCGUUGUCCCGAGGAGCUCAUGUUCAUAUCCUUAGUUACACGUUAUAUCAUCUGAUGGUCCAUAUGACCAAGAAUGAUCAUCUCGCCCAUGGUGAUAUGGAUGAUUGUGCCCAACUGAUCAUUGAUAUUAUUAUGGAAGACACAUUUGGAGCUGCUGGUCAUGAGAAAGAUGCAGAUGCUUAUAUCAGUAGGACGAAGGAGGUAAAGGAAAAGAUGAGUUUCGAAACGGCCGAAAUCCUAGCCAGAAACAUCUCUUUGACAUACUUUUCUGCUCUUAUUCGGCCAGUAAAACUUCUUCUCAAAGAACGACUUUCCUCGAAGGUGCGUACUAAACUCAACCAGUUAAUGCAUAGAUUUUCGGUAGGUUUAUCUUACAAUGAUGAGGCAAAUACAGCACAAGUUCUAAGACUAUGUUAUGAAUUAUAUCGUCAAGCCCAGAGCUACGUUGAAGAGAAAGAGACUAGUAAGAAGAAGUCAAAUCGAAAUGUUGAUGACUCGUCUGCCCAUUUUUUGGUACAAUUAGACAGCAGGCCCUUGAAAACAAUGAAUGAAUACUCACAGAGCGUGGGCACACUUGAGAAAUUCGCAUUCGAUAUUCUUGGAAAUGUUUUAGCAGAACAUCAGAAUCUGUUGACAGUGGGUAACUUAUCCAUGUUUUUGCCCAUUCUGGAGCUAUCGCUUUCACAAAGUGAUGAUGAUGAAGUUGUUGCUUCCAACAUAAGAAUUAUGAUCCUUCUGGUUCAGUUGCCAUUUCCUGCUGAGAAGAACCCAUUUUUUCAGCGUUAUACCACCCAAGUGCUAAAAAUCCUACGAGAGUGCCCUAAUACAGGUUCAGAGCUUUGCCAAGCUUGCCUAAAAUAUCUCUCUGGAGUAUUAGAGUUUAAGUUCCAGAUUGAGUUAACAAACCAAGACAUUAAACAUAUAUUAUUACAAAUUCAACCUGAUUUAGCCGAACCUCCCAAACAGGAACUCGCUUUUGAAUUUCUCAAGUCAUUGGUCUCUCAGCACGUAAUGCUUCCAGAGAUAUAUGACAUUAUGAAUGAAGUAGCUGAGAUCAUGAUAACAAACCAUAACAAACUGACCAGGAAGUUGUCGCUCGAAGUUUAUCUUCAAUUUUUGAUGGAGUACGACCAAAGUCGAGGACGAUUGGAAAGGCAAUUUAUGAUGCUAGUUGAUAAUUUGGAUUAUCCUGUUGAAACAGGUCGUCAGUCGGUGAUGGAGCUAUUGCACCACGUUGUUCAGUCUUCGGAUAUCGGUCUGAUAAGCAAAUUGUCUUCGUCAUUUUUUGUAUCUUUGAUCAAUGUAUCAAUUGUGGACGAUUCUUCAAAAUGCAGGGAAAUGGCUAGCCUAUUGAUUAGUCAAAUUUUGAAAAUUCUCUAUGAGCAUUCAUCUUCAGAAAUAUUGUUGAAAAUUAUUAAAUAUGGGAAAGCUUGGACGAAUCAUGAAACCACGAUAUUGCAACGUUGUGGUCUUCACACCUACAAACUGUUAAUUCAGCAAACUGGCGUGGGCUAUAAUUCAGAAUUUGAUGCCUUAAUAUUACAAACUUGUCACAAAGUCUUUGCCUCUGCUAGUGCUGCGUCAACUGCAAUCAUUGAAUGGGAGCUACUGUUUUAUUGUUUGAAUACUUUUGCCUGUAUACUUGAACAUCGUGGGGAACUUGAGUUGAAUGAUGCCCGACUGUUAACUAUUUGGAAAGAUUUGAUUGGCAUCCUUCUAUUUCCUCAUAGUUGGAUACGACUCUUAGCAUCGCGCAUCAUCGGUUCCCUUAUAGAGCACACCGCUGUGUUCAUGACUGUUUUUGACCAAUACGAUGCCCAAACUAUAGCUUAUAGGCUACUGCAUCAGCUAGAUGCUCCACAAGUGUCGGAGAAAUUGAGUGAGCAAGUUGUCAGAAAUCUGAGUAGCUUAUCAGUGCAUUGGAAUUCAUCUAACGCCAAGUGUUUGCAAAAAGAUGAAAUGGAUUGCCAAUAUAACACUAGCUUGGAGUGGGCCCUCUCUCGAGUAUGCGCUAUAGUAAGGCAGGAUAGUAGAGCGUCGCAAGCGAAGAAAGCUGGAAUUCAAUACUUUGCAGUCAUCAUUCAAUUAGUCAAUCCUGAUAAAUUACGUCAACUAUAUGCCAAACAAAUCAUUCUGGCUUUGUACCCAUUCAUUGAACGCGAGUAUCACGAUGGAGGAAAAAUGGAAUUAGAACAGCUUGCAGAAGAGUGUGUAUCUAUGUUAAAUUCAAAGCUAGGAACUAGUGUUUUUACUGAAUUAUUUGUCGAAGUUCAGACUAUUGUCCACCAAAGAAGGGCCGAAAGAAAAGCCCAUUGGAAAGAUAUUCAAGACACUAAACCCGAGGAGGCACAGAAGCUGAGAGCUAUCAGACAUGAAAAGAAAAGGAAAAGGACCAAAGAAAAUUUGUUGACGCAACCUUGUCGAAUGAGUUUUACCGCGAUGACAAGCGAACCCGUAAAAAAUAGUAGAUAG